AUGCGUCUCGACAUGCGAAACCUUCUGGCUGCCUCCCUUCCUCUUGUCGUCCUGGGUGCGCGCAAGCGCGACGUGUCCCCGUCCGCAACAUUCCAAUUGUACGCGUACGGCGAUGGCUUUGGUGGAUUGCCGCUCUUCUAUGCGGAUGGCCUCGCCUACAUUGGUGAUCCGAGCCUUGCUAACAGCUCGGAUGCUGCUGUCGUGAUCUUCACUACGGACUCUGAUCACCACUUCGUCGGCAAUCCAAACGUCACUGCCGGCGAUAUUGCGCCCUCGUGGUCCAACGUUACGUUGUUCGUUCCCGAGCCCUCGUCCGGCGACAAGCGUGUUGGCUUCCUUCCGCCGAACGAUGGUACCGGCAACGCUACCACGCAUACUUCUGGCUUCGCCUUCUACGGGUCCACGGCCAUGCUUUACGGCGACGAUGGCAGCAUCGCGACCUCUUUCAGCGGCAUGCAGUCGCAGAAGAACGGCAUCUACGAGCUCUUCUGGAACGACACUGAAGGAACAACACCGUUGACGCUGAGAAGACAAGCACCUAGCAACAAGCCUAGUAACAUAACCUCGGAAGCUCGCUAG
Messenger RNA from Alternaria postmessia, 579 nucleotides. RefSeq lists its product as uncharacterized. NCBI's taxonomy places the organism in Eukaryota, Fungi, Ascomycota, Dothideomycetes, Pleosporales, Pleosporaceae. Bases 1 to 579 code for a protein of 192 amino acids. The record is from RefSeq and is a predicted model, not a curated record. The transcript has 2 exons.